GUCUCUUGUGCGUCAUCAACAUAACAAUGGGACGGCAUUAUCUAUCAACUUUUUCAAGUUUUCUUUAUCUGUUUUCCAGGAGAUUACAAUUAGGUUAUAAAUUACGCUGAAGCAAAUCACAAUCUCACUUCUAACUACCAAAAAAUGUGUAUACUUUUCGUUCACGUUGAUCCUAACCCUGAAAAGGGAGCUUACAGAUUAGUUUUGGCUACAAAUCGGGAUGAAUAUUAUAAAAGACCUGCCAUGAAGGCUUAUAUUGAUAAUGAAACCAAUAUUCUUGGAGGUAAGGAUAUGGAACCGGGAAGAGAGGGUGGGACUUGGUUAGCCUUUAAAUCAAAAGAUCAAGAAAACGGCAAAGGAAAAAAGCACUGCGUUGGCGUGCUUCUUAACAUAACCGGAGAAAUCGUAGAAAAACCUGCAGGCAGGGGUAAAAUUAUUACAAAUUAUUUAAACGACAAAUUAGAUUUUGUACAAUAUUGUGAGGUCCUUGAUAAAACCAAUUUUAAUGGAUAUAACUUUGUAUCUGUUGAAUUAAGUAAAGAUAGUGCUACCACUUACCAACACAGUAACUUACCAAAAAUAACUUCGAGUUAUAUGGGCCAACAUAGUAUGGGAUUUGGCAAUAGUCCUAUUUUCAACCCACUUCACAAAGUAAGAGCAGGAAGGGAUACAUUUGAAGAAAUUUUAAGAAGACAUCUCAAUAAAGAGGAGUUAGAAAAAGGUCUUUUAUCACUGCUAAAAGAUGAAACUCGAUAUUUGCCUGAUGAAGAAUUAAAAAGAAGAGCACCAAUGGUUUAUGAAUAUUUGAGUUCCAUGUUUAUUAAACUAGAUCCACCAGGGUAUGGAACAAGAACCCACACAUUGAUUUUAAUAGAUUACGAUUGGAAUUUGACUUUUGUUGAACAUACAAUGCAAGAACCCAUUGAUAUUAAAAAUCCGAUAUGGACUGAAUCCAGAUUCGAAUUAAGGCUGUGAAAUGAUAUUUAUAGAAAUGCGUAGGUCAGUGAUCCGGACUGUACCGUUAAAAAUAGAAAACCGAACUGGAACAGAUAUUUUUUUAGUAGACCUAAGCUGAAACAACCAUUGUUUUAUCUUAAAUUAAAUUUUGAAACGUUUUUUUUGUUUUGAAGUACACUUACAUAAUUAUGGAUAUUUUUAUGAACAUUUUGAAAAUUCAUGUAAAUAAAACUUUACAAUGGCUAUAUGUCAUGAACUAAAGAUAAUAUCAGAAAAGUAAAAACCAAAUACAAAAACACUCCUGUACUAGAAACAUUUAAAAAUAUUUAAUUCAGGUAAUACGAUAUCUUCUUUUUAAAUAGGUUUUUAAUAAUUAUGUAUAUUAUUGAAUCGCUCUUUAUAAAGCUAUUGUAUAAAGUUGAAAAAUAUUUUUACUUUAAGUAUCCGUGCCCUAGACCACCGUUUAAGCAUCUUCUGAUAUAAUAUUUAGUUUACGAGAUAUAGCCAUUGUAAGUUUUUAUAUUUGAAAAAUAUUUUUUCCGAUUGAAAAUCUCAUGGGAUCUUUUAUUAUAAAGAGUGAACCACAAAAAAUGUUUUUAAAAUAGGCCUUUAAAAAAAUUCACUUAUGUACAACUCUUCUUUUUGGAUUUAAUUCAGAGCCGCACGUAGUUAUCACUGACAUGACUCGUAUCUCUGUCUUUGUCAGUCAUGGCUUACUUUAGGAACAUUUUUUGUAGAUCACUAUUUUCUUUUUGAAUCAGUAAAAAUAAUCUAUUUAAAACCAAAUUUUUAUAUUUGGCGUGUU
Psylliodes chrysocephalus is the source of this 1762-nucleotide messenger RNA. The record is from the annotation of a GenBank genome assembly. Lineage: Eukaryota; Metazoa; Arthropoda; Insecta; Coleoptera; Chrysomelidae.